Molecule: messenger RNA, 2120 nt
Organism: Tribolium castaneum (red flour beetle)
Lineage: Eukaryota; Metazoa; Arthropoda; Insecta; Coleoptera; Tenebrionidae
Product: toll-like receptor 7
Exons: 2
Coding region: 167-2083 (638 amino acids)
Cellular component (GO): extracellular matrix
Molecular function (GO): protein binding
Source: RefSeq, a predicted model, not a curated record
CAGCGUUUUUUUUCAUCAUCAAAGUAUAAAAUUAUGUGUUAACGCUUGCACCACGAGAAAACGGAAAUGUGAUAACAAUUAUCAAAAAUGUGGACAUCAAGUCCGGGACCUAAAUUAGUUUGAGUUGGUUGACUGUACACCACACACAAACUCAACGAUUUUAAAAAUGAACUUUUGGACGUUAGUCUCGUUAUUUAUCCUGGCACAGGAAACCCUCCAGUCCUGUGUUAUCUCAAGCAAACUCAUAACUAUUCAUGCCUGGCAUUACCGUGUGCAAACAACUAGAACCGAAAAUAGCAUUCAAUGUGUCAAUGAAACCAUUUCUUCCAACUUGGGCGCAAAAGUGAAACCGCUUGCUGAAAAAUAUUCGCCAAAGUGGUUAGAAAUCAUCGACACCAACAGUCCUGAAAUACCUUCAGGAGUUUUCAGCCUGGUUUCGGCUCUUUUAGACUUACGAAUUAACAACGCCAGUGUCCAAAUAAUCCAACCCGGGGCCUUCAACAAUUUAACAAAUCUAACGAAACUUUCGCUAAAGUGCAACCGACUCACAAGUGUGAAGAAAACUUAUUUUGCAAAUUUGUCGAUGUUGGAGGAAUUGGAUCUAAGUUAUAACAACAUUGCGAGUGUAGAUAGUAAAAGUUUUGUCGGUUUGACAGAAUUGCGUAUGCUUUCGCUACAAAAUAAUUUCCUUACUGAUUUGGCGCCUGAUCUGUUCAAGGAUCAGAUCAAGUCGUUGUAUAGUUUAGAUUUGUCGUUUAACAAGUUCGUAACCAUCAAAAAUGGGAUAGUUUCGAAUCUUAAAACCUUAAACACUAUUUAUUUAAAUAACAAUAACUUAAAGAUUUUGUCAGGAUGCGAAUUUAACAAUACGAAGAAUUUGAAAUAUGUUUACGUUAAUAAUAACAAUCUGCAAGCGCUGGAUAAAUUAAAUUUGCCAAGUGAAGUUACAGUUUUCAAUGCAAGCCAUAAUUUAAUCAAAUCGAUGAGCUUUUGGGUCCAUGCCGUUGUCUAUUUGUUAGACAUGAGCUCAAAUGGGAUCACCUCUGUGCAAAAUUUAUCAUUUGAAAAUGCAACGAUUAAAGAAAUGAACCUGGACCAGAACUAUUUGGGAAUUAAUCCUAGCUACAACCACUCAAACUUUUUCAAAAGUUUCUUAGUACUAGAGACUAUCUCUCUCGGUUAUAACAAUUUACAACAAUUGGAUCGUUACGCAUUCGCACAAACUAAAGUUCUAACCAAACUGAACCUCACAGGAAAUUAUUUAACCAAAGGCGAUUUUUUAAAUUUUCUAACAAAAUUGGAAUAUUUGAAUCUGAGCUUCAACAAGUUUGAUUCCAACUUAAAUUUAACCAGUUUGGCAAACCUGAAAGAGUUGGACCUUGGUUCUAACAACUUGGCUCAAAUUCCGUUUGACUUUUUCGCGGGCUUAAAGCAUUUACAGAAAUUAAACUUAGGUAACAAUAAAAUAGCAAAACUCGCUUUGGGGUGUUUCAGAGAUUUGCAAAAUCUGAGAGUGAUUGACCUAUCGAGUAAUAAAAUUUCGUCGCUGGAUGUGGGUGUUUUUGCGGGACUGCUUGGUUUGAAUGAGUUGAAUUUAUCAUACAAUGAAUUAACUCAAUUGAACGGUGCAGUUUUUCACAAUUUGAGGUUUCUGCGAGCGCUUGGUUUGAAAAAAACUAAAGUUAGUUACACGAUUGUUGAAAAUGUGCUCUCGCAGUCACUCUCAUUGAGGAACGUUGAUCUGGCAGAAAAUAACUGGUCUUGUUCGCUUCUCACAAAGCUUAUUAAUAAAUUUAGAAUAUUGAAACUUGCAGAUGCAGGGGAUUAUAACGUAACUAAUAUAGAUGGAGUUGCUUGUAGUUAUAACGAUGAUGAUCUAGCCGAUUUAGUUAACUUGGAAACGAGGAACUUUGCGACUUUUAAUGCAAAGUUAAGUACUGGGAAUACUUUAUUAAUUUUGGUGUUGGUUGUUUUGGUAAUGCACUUGGCAAUUAUUGUGCUAAUUUGUAAGAGCAAUAGGAUGAUAAAGAUCGGGCAGAGACCGAAAAGUGAACAGGAAAUGCAACUCGUGUCCGAUUGCUAAACGUAAAUGUAAGGAAAUAAAUAUUGUAAAGUUGUAA